AUGAAUGAAUCAUCCUUUCAUCAACGAGGACAUCAAGUCCCAAGAGCUGAUAAUUCCUCAUAUUCAUCCCGACAAAUCACCACCAUCAUGAUGAACAAGAAGACUCUAAUUUUUUUCAUCAUGAUGAUGAUGAUCUUCGUAUUGAAUUUUGUGGAGGAGGAAAUUCAAUUAGUUUCUUCGCUUAACAUUCCAUUCAACGGAAUUUCUAAUGAUUUAAAACAUUUCAUACAACAAGAACAUCAAUCAUUCCGUUACCCCAACUACAAUGAUAAUAAUAAUAAUAAUAACAAUGAUGAUUGGAAAGAACGAAUGGCACAGGCUCAACUCUUAGCCACUCCCUCCGAACCCAACGAUCCCAAUUAUCUUCCAUCCAUUUCCAAUGGUUAUAUUGGAACGGUCAUUGAUAGUGCCGAUGUCUUUAUGGGUGGAGUGUAUGUGGGACAGCAAGUCAUUCUCGAUCAAUUGAUUGGUUUUCAUUCGAGAAGAGCCCGAAUUCCAUCCAUGAUGAACAUUCAUGUCAAGUUGAAUGAAAGUGAAAUGGAUGGAACGGUUACAUUGAAAGGAGUUGGAUCAGCAUUGGAUAUGGAACGGGCCAUGUAUUUGAGAAGAUUUGUUGGAAUUUCUACAGAACUGGAGGAUUUAAAAGUCGAGCAACGAUAUUAUGCUCAUCGUGUGUUUCGAUCAUUGCUGGUACAUCAAUUAGAUGUCGAUAAUAGGAAUGGAAGAAAUAAUGUUCAGAUUGGACUCAUGCAAGUGGUGACACCACCAAGUAAGGAUAUUUCAUUUAGUGAGGUGAAAUGUCCAAUUUCAUGGCCGAAUAUCAUGUGUCAAGUUGGAGAGCUCGUUGAAUUGGAGACACCAGAAUCGGAACGUGUGAAAGUUGCAUUUGUGACAUCGAUAAUUUCAUCUUCUUUGCCUAUACAGGUAAAGGCAAAUUCGAGAAGCAUUUUCACACAUAUCACUGCCAUUCGAUCGACGAUUGAUUCUGUGGAUCCUCUGUUAGAAGCAGCAACAGAUUUUAUGAAAGGAAUUUCAAUGGACCCACAAGAAUUAAUGAAUAAUCACACUCGAGAAUGGGCCGAAUUGUGGAAGAGUGGAAUUGAGUUAGGUGGAAAUGUCUCACUGGCUGCAAUGGUCAAUAGCACAUUGUAUUACAUGUUAAGUGCUACACGGAAGGAUUAUCAUUGGGGAAUAUCACCUGGAGGAGUUGCAACUAAUUCAUAUAAUGGGCUCAUGUUUUGGGAUCAAGAAUGCUUUGUAUUACCUUCCCUCGUUUACUUGUAUCCAGAGUUGGCUCAUGGUCUCAUUGAGUACAGAUUUGAGAGACUUCAGCAAGCCCUACACCAUGCUCAAAGAUAUGGUUAUGCUGGUGCCAUGUAUCCUUUCCAAUCAGGAUACAGUGGAAGAGAAGUAGAUUUAAUUGCACUAUUUAAUGAAUUGGAACAGCACAUCACAGGAGACAUUGCUUUUGCUCUUCAAUUGUAUUGGCAAUUGACCAAAGAUUUGAAUUGGCUUUCCACACGUGGCUAUCCAAUUGCUUCUGAAAUUGCAAAAUUCUGGGCAAGUCGUGUCACUCGAAACACGUUUGGACUCUACGAGAUUCAUAGAGUGGUUGGACCGGAUGAAUUUGGAAUUGGUUUUCCAUGGUACAGUGGUGUGGAUAAUAAUGUCUUUACCAAUGCUGUUGCUCAAAUUUCACUUCGAUUUGCAAAUAAGGCAGCACGUGCUCUUGGAAAGCAAGACACUCCAUUAUUUGAUGCAAUUGCAAAUAACAUGACCAUUCUGUUCGAUGAAGUCAAUCAGAUUCAUCCAGAAUAUGAUGGCUUUCCAAAGGGAAAUAUUUAUUUCAUGGAGUAUGUCAAACAAGCAGAUGUCGUCUUGCUAGGAUAUCCUCUCAUGUUCCCAAUGCCACCCCAUGUCAGAUACAAUGACAUUCGAUAUUAUGAAAAAUAUAUGUGGUCAGAAGGACCUGCAAUGACCUAUUCCAUGCACACGAUAACCUAUUUGGAUUUGAAAAAUUAUUCAUUGGCUGGAGAAGCCUUCAGAAGAUCUCUUCUUAAUAUUCAUCCUCCAUUUAACAUCAUUUCAGAGACACCAGAUCCUUAUAAACAUUUUCUAGAUAUGGGAUCUUUUAACUUUUUAACUGGAGCAGGUGGAUUUUUACAGAGUGUUCAAAAUGGUUAUGGAGGUUUAAAAGCCUACGAUGAUUACUUGUUACUAAAUCCACAACCAUUCACUCAACUCAAUGUGACAACAAUGAAAUUACGAGGCGUACAUUAUGUAGGAGGAAAAUUUGAUUUAUGGUUUGAUGGAACAAAGGCAACCAUUACAGUGUCACAAUUACCAACCCAUCGAUCCUCCUUCACCAUUGAAGAUUCUUUUGGAUCUAAGAAGCAAAUUGUUGUGAAUCAACAAGUUUCCUUUAUUCCUCCAGCAAAGAUUUUUUAA
Molecule: messenger RNA, 2448 nt
Organism: Naegleria lovaniensis
Lineage: Eukaryota; Heterolobosea; Eutetramitea; Acrasida; Naegleriidae
Exons: 6
Coding region: 1-2448 (815 amino acids)
Biological process (GO): carbohydrate metabolic process
Molecular function (GO): catalytic activity
Source: RefSeq, a predicted model, not a curated record